Messenger RNA from Calypte anna (Anna's hummingbird), 2235 nucleotides. RefSeq names its product drebrin-like. Gene Ontology annotation, biological process: positive regulation of dendritic spine morphogenesis; positive regulation of axon extension; postsynaptic actin cytoskeleton organization. The transcript has 13 exons. Bases 5 to 1948 code for a protein of 647 amino acids. Gene Ontology annotation, molecular function: actin filament binding. The record is from RefSeq and is a predicted model, not a curated record. Gene Ontology annotation, cellular component: dendrite; site of polarized growth; lamellipodium. NCBI's taxonomy places the organism in Eukaryota, Metazoa, Chordata, Aves, Apodiformes, Trochilidae.
CGGGAUGGCGGCCCCAGGGCUGGAGCGGCACCGGCUGGCGCUGCUGGCGGCCCGGGAGGACGUGGGGAAUCCCCGGGCCGGGACCAACUGGGCUGUGUUUGCCUACGAGAAGCACCAUGACCUCAGGCUCCUGGACUCGGGAGCCGGGGGUCCGGAUGAGCUGGGGGGCAAAUUCUCCCCCACCAGCAUCAUGUACGGGUUGUGCCGCAUCCCAGACCCUAGCACUGGCCUUCCCCGUGUUGUCCUCAUCCACUGGGUGGGGGAGAAGGUUCCAGAAUCCCAACGCCUCCAAUGUGCUGGGCAUAUGCCGGUCAUCAGGGAGUUUUUCAGGGAGGCCAGCGUGGUGCUGAGCGCCCACCGCCCCGAGGAGGUGACACAGGAGGGGCUGAGCAGGGCGCUGACACAGUUGGCUCCCACCGCAGCCCCUCCCGCCAGGAAGGGAACCCCCCCCGAUGCCCAGGAGCUGGUGGGCACCAACUACCGCAAGACCAACCCGGCGCUGGAGAUCCGCAGGACCCAGCGGGAUUCCUUCUGGGCACAGGCCGAGCGGGAGGAGGAGCAGCGGAAGGAGCAGGAGCGGCAGCGGGAACUGGAGAGGGCCCGGCGGUGGGAGCGGGAACGGCGGGAGGAGGAGCGGCGGGGGGCGGCGGAGCGGGAGCGGCGGCUGCAGGAGAAGGAGCGGAUGAUCGAGGAGCAGCGGAAGGAGCAGGCACGGCUGGAGGCGGAGGAGAGGAGGAAGGAGAAGGAGCGAUGGGAGCAGCAGCAGCGGGAGCACGAGGAGGCCAUGCGGGAGCGCGGUCGGCACAGUCAGUCCAUCGAGAAGGCAGCUGAGGCAGCUGUCCUGGUGUCCCAGCGUUCGCAGAACCCACGGGAUUUUUUCCGCCAGCGGGAGCGCUCAGGGUCCACCUCAGGCCCACCACCACCUACCACCCCCCUUGGCACCAGGCCCGGUGCCCGUCGGCCAUUCCUGCGGUACCAACGCAGCCUGACUGAGUCAGCCUUCAUCUUCCGCCGGCCGGACCCCCCGCCCUCACCCGGACCCCCCCAGCCUGGGACCUUCAGGGCUGAACCCCCCCCCAGCCCCCGGAAGCCCCAACCUCCCCUCCCUGCCAGCCCCAUCGGGAGGGGAACCCCUUCUGGUGCCCCCAUCAGCCCCAUGGAGAAACAGAUCUCUCCCUCUGCCCCCCUGGGGACCCUCCCCAGCCCCACGGGGACAGGGACCCCCCCUAGCCCCACAGGGACAGGACCCCCCCAUGCCACAAGCCCCAUAGGGACAGCCCCCCUGGCUCCCUGUACCACCUUGGGGCCCCUCAGCCUUGGGGGUGCAGGGGCAGGGCCUCCCUCCACCAUUCCUGGUCCAGGGCCUCUGCCCUCCCCCAGUUCCCCCCCAUCGGGGUCCCCUGGCAGCCUUUGUGGGGUAGAGCACCUACCCCCCUGCAGCACUCCUGGGCUGGGGCCCCCCCACAGCCCCCCGAUGCAGUCCCCCCCGGGCACCGAGGAGCCCAAGCCUCUGCCUCGCCCCAACCUCCCGCGGGAUGAGGACAGGCCCCCCCUGGACAGCUUCCCCAGCCCUCCCUCAUGGGGGUCCCCAGAGCUGCCAGUGGAGCCAGGUGAGGGGGUCCCGAGUCCCCGGGGAGGGUCUCCCAUGCCUGGGCUAGUGCCUGUCCCAACACCUGGAGCUGGAACCCCCCCAUGCAGCCCCAGCCCCCCCAGGGAGCAGGACACCCCCCAGGCCAACUCGGGGCACAAUGGCAUUGGGGGGCAUGGGCAGGGGAGCUGGCCAGACCCCUGGGAGCAGGACCCCUCCCUGAGGCAGGGGGAUGAGUCCAGUGACAACAUCGUCCUGCCACAGCCCCUGCACAAAGGCUCACCAGGCUUCGCGCUGCUGCUGCCCAAGGGCCGACCCCCUCCUGCCGAGGACCAGGACCACUCCCCCCACGCCGUGUAGCCACGGGGGGGUCAACCCAUGGCACCCAGUUCUGUGACCCCACCACGACCGCAUCCCCAUCCCCACGACCCCCCCAGCACAGCCCCCCUGCCUUCACUUCCAGCUCCCCUCUCCCCCCCAUAUAUGCAACCCAAUAAGCAGCUUUGGCAGGGAGCCGGUGCCCCCCCCCAACACCUCUGGUGGUGACACAGGGCAGGGGGGACCUGGAGACCACUCCCCAGGGAGGCCAGGCCGGUGGAGGGACCCCCUUACGCUACCCCCAGUCCCCCCCAAGCACACAGCAGCUG